Solea senegalensis (Senegalese sole) is the source of this 3248-nucleotide messenger RNA. It is a transcript of the gene ttll3, whose product is annotated as tubulin tyrosine ligase-like family, member 3. Gene Ontology annotation, molecular function: protein-glycine ligase activity, initiating. Gene Ontology annotation, cellular component: cilium. NCBI's taxonomy places the organism in Eukaryota, Metazoa, Chordata, Actinopteri, Pleuronectiformes, Soleidae. Gene Ontology annotation, biological process: cilium assembly; cilium movement; protein polyglycylation. The transcript has 13 exons. Bases 271 to 2736 code for a protein of 821 amino acids. The record is from RefSeq and is a predicted model, not a curated record.
UCAGCUCUUUGUUUGACUGCAUGUUCGCUGUUAGAGAGACAGUUCAUUUUUACGCACGUUUCUGCGCUGUGUGUGCUCUGCUGGCCGUGGGUGUGUGCGUGGGCACUUUGCGUUUUUGCGCAUGGGUUAUGUCAGUAAGAAACCAUACAGCUCAGUCAGCUCGGUCCAGAUUCAGAUCCCUGCUUGACCUGAUUUACAUCCCUCUUCUGAAGCAGUGACAAUAAAUAACUUGAUACUUCUGCUGAUCUGGGGAAAACUUCAACAAUUAAAAUGCAGCAAAUGCCAGUUUUACAGUCCUCUGUGGCUCCAGUGGAAGGGAGGUUAAAUCGCAGUCUUGUGUCCAGCCUGCCUGCAAUCAGGCCAGACAGGCUGAAAACAGCCAAGGCGCUUGUGGACAAAGCAGUCAAGUUGAGGAGAGUGUUUUCAGUGCAGGGGCCCUAUCCUGUUAUCCGCACUGCCUUAUGGGCCAGAGGGUGGGUGGAACGAUGUUUGCCCCAUCCAGUUCAGAGGCCACCUCAUUACCAUGGCGAUGAGGACUACGAUGGUGAUGAUGGUGAUGUCUGUGCUGAUGUUACUGAGAGAGGGGAUGAAGGUGAGAAAGAGGAGAACUUUGAUGACAUGUAUGAGCUCAUGUCGCGCCUGGUCCGGAAUGAAACACCCUAUUUCCACUGGACAACGCGCCGAGAUUACAUCGACUGUCGCGGCUUGCGCAGUGACCAAGUGACCAAUCACUAUGCAAACGUGGGAACUUUCACCACCAAGGUGGGGCUCUGUGUGAACCUGCGGAACCUUCAGUGGUUUGACGCUGCAGAUCCGGACACCUUCUUUCCCAGAUGCUACAGACUCGGUGCUGAAGACGAAAAGCAUGCAUUCAUAGAGGACUUCAGGAGGACAGCUUGCACCAGCCUGCUGCAGCAUGUGGUGGAAACAUGGAGCAGACAGGGAGCAGAGGUUGGGGAACAAAAAGCUAAAACCAGCACCGCCGAAAAGUUAGAUCCAGAGAUGAUUGACACCGCGUUGCACGUGUGUGAAGAGUUUCUCAGUGUUUUAGAGCACGGUGACAUUGACGUAACCGUGGAAACGGCCCCAACAGUGGAGGGACAACAGUGGACAGAGUUUCUGCAGAACUACUACAUGGUUGUUCAUGAAGGUGCCGUGAUCAGUGGUAGCGGUGUGUUUGUGGGGCGUUGCCAGGCGAUGUUGAACAGACUGCAGGAGUGCUGUCCUCAGCUGGACACAGACGGACUGAGCAACAUCUGGAUCAUCAAACCGGGUGCCAAGUCGAGAGGACGCGGUAUUAUGUGUAUGAACCGCCUGGAGGACAUUUUGGCACUGAUAGACACAGACAGAGCCAUGACGAAGGAGAGUAAGUGGGUGGUUCAGAAAUACCUGGAACGUCCUCUGCUGGUCCACGGCACCAAGUUUGACCUCCGUCAGUGGUUCCUUGUAACGGACUGGAACCCUCUGACUGUGUGGUUCUACAAAGAGUGCUACCUGCGCUUCUCCACUCAGCCCUACUCAACAAAGACUCUUGACAGCUCAGUUCACCUGUGCAACAACUCCAUCCAGAAGCACUUCCAGCCGUCUCGUGAUCGCCAUCCGGCUGUGCCUCUGGACAACAUGUGGUCCUGCUCUCAGUUCAAGGCUUUUCUGCAGCAGCAGGGCCGUGGGGCAAAGUGGGAGGCGGUGGUGGUCCCAGGCAUGCAGCAAGCAGUGGUUCAUGCCCUGCAGACAGCCCAGGACCUGGUCGAGCACCGCAAGGCCAGCUUUGAGCUCUAUGGAGCAGACUUUAUGUUGGGCAGAGAUCUGAGGCCCUGGCUCCUGGAGAUCAAUGCCAGUCCGACGAUGGCCUGCUCCACGGCUGUGACCGCCCGCCUCUGCCCUGCUGUGCAGCUGGACACACUGAGGGUUGUGCUGGACUGGCGGGCGGAUUCUAGUGCUUACACAGGAGGAUUCCAUAUAAUCUACAAACAGACUGCAGUUGAAGUUCCUCACUAUGUGGGCAUGAACCUUCUGGUGGAAGGAGCUGCUGUCAGGCGAUCCAGACCCCUCCUUCGUGCAUUUCCUGCUAUCCAGUUCUCCUCAGACCGGACGUCUCCAGAAGAGGUGAAAACAAGACAUAAAUCAUCACAUCAGAAGACCCAUGCAGUUGCUGCUUCCCGCCAUGCAGGCAAAGAGAACCAAACUGCUGAAGACACAAAGGGGCAGCUGACAUCAACAUCUCCAAAGAAAAUGCACGAAAGGAGAAGGGACAUUCAGAUUACCCAGAAUCCCUCCUGUGUCCGCAGGUCCUGUCACACUUGUGUGUCUGAUCAGCCUCUGGCGGCACACACCAAACCUCAGAAAAAAGUGCAACGGUUGCGUCUCAGUGCGAACAGAGCCACUCUCGUCCCACGCAGUCUUUCUUUUUCCCUCAGUUCCCCUCACAGCAUGCUGCACUGUAAAUCUCAGCCCGGCCGAGGACAGGCAUCCCAUAUUACUAGACUCUUUCUACCCCAGAUGGUUUCUGAGGCCCAGCACAAGACUUCCACCCAGGCGUUUCCGUCACUCCAGGGUCCCCUCCCUACGCUGGAGAUCUUUAGUUUGAAGCCAAACACUGUGACAGGAAAUAGUUCCUGUCGUAACCUGACUUUGUCCUCUCGCCGCAGCUUCCACAGGCAUCACUCGUUCCUCUGUUCUCACAGGCAAAACAUGGCAAAACAUAAAGAGGACUAUACUGGGGAACAUAAACACUAGUGUUACUGUGUGUUCAGAGCAAACGGUGGGACGCUGAGGAGGUUUUGACAAACAUUGUUUUAUAUUUUUUGAUGACCUGGAUUGUGAUUAUCAAGGAGUUCACAUUGAUUCUGAUGGUAUUAAGUUUUGUUUGAAGAAUAUAUUACUGUAUAAGUAUACGCACAGGGGUUUUAUGCGACAAAAAAGUAUGGUGAGGAACUUGAAAACUACCCAUCAAAACAUUUGGGUCCUGUCCUCAGAAUAACAACCGCCAACUUUGAUGUUCUAAAUCUGUAAAUCAAACUGUUCUCCCGAGUUAUUCAUAUUCAGUUGUUGCAAUGCUUGCAAUGUUUCCAGUAGAUGGCGUUAAAGCUUAAAAAAUGAAACAGUCUUUUAUGGGAACACUUUGCUGGAGGAGAAAGGAAAAAAAAAAAAAAAAAGGGCAGGAAAUAAUUUGCAGCCCCUACUUAGAAGAUGGCAUAUCUCCUGUUCCAGCCUUUUAAUAAAAACAAAGUUCUAAAUAUGCCAUAAAA